GUGUGUGUGGUAAAUCUCCCCAUUAGCAUGCUAUUAUUAGUUAAGAUUCUAUUCAAAGAGCCUGGCUCAGACAGAAAGUUGCUGGUUGCUAGAGGCCUCGUUUGCUUUCAUUCAGUGUGUCGUGUUUGCGCAGCGCCCUAACAACCGAAGCCAUCUGGACCGUUUUUAUUUUGUGAAACUUAGAGACUUUGGAUGUGCACCAUUUGGUCACGCCAUCCAACUUACAUAACAUUUAACUAAAGACACUUCUACGGGCUGCAGGCGGCGUGAGGUGGCGGAUCCUCCAUCCGCAGGUCGUCAGAGAGCUGACUCAGUGAGCUGGAGCCGAGGUUUCCUCAGAUUUAAACAUUCUGAUGCAGAGUGAAGCACAGCAGGAUGGAGGACAAGCAGCGAGGACGCUGCAUCCAGAGUCGGCCCGUUUUCAUCUUGAAAUAUGUGGUCUGCCUCGACCGCUGAUGCCCCGCGAAGCCCCAGAGCAAGGCUGUGUUUAGAGGACAGAAUCUCCAGAUUCGGCUCAGUGUGAAUGACCAUACAAGGAGUUGGCAUUUACUUCAGAUGUGAAAGAUCAGUCAGAAAGAAGAUUACAGCAACUACAGGACCUCUCACUCUCUGUCUGUCUUUCCUCUGUGUCCGAAGUUAAAGCUCUUUCUCUCUUUCUGUUAUCAGCCCGCUGCUCUGUACUUCUCUCUCUCUCAUCUCUUUUCUGUCCUUUAAUCUCCCACUUUUCCUUUUUCUGGCUCCGUCCUUUUUUUCCUCUCAGCUCACAUUUAGAGAGGGCACUCUAAUAGACCUCCCUCAUGUCUCCCAUCGCUCCACUCCUCCCUUUUCGUCUUUUGGGUCUUUCCUCCCUCCUCCCCUUACCUCCCCUCUUCUGUCCCUCGCUCCUUCCCUCUUUUCUCAGCCGGUCCCAGAUAAGAAAGAGGCAGAAGUGAUUCUCUACAGCCAUUUCUGAAGCUGGAGCCACCAGAGAAGGGUGGGAGGACUAAUUAACUUUUCUCUUUGUUUAAAUUUUUGAAUAUUUACUGGCAAAAUAAUGAAUCUUGUUUCAUUUUAUCUAAGUUUAUCUUUUAUUAUCUAACCUUGCAUUACGCAGAUUUGUAUGUUUCUCCUCACAUUCGCUGCCUUUCUUUGGCUCAUUUGGUGUUUUCCCAUCUCUGUUUUAUCCUGGGUGGAUCUGAACUGAAUUUAACAUGAGACAUUUCAACAAAGACAUGAAGAACCUGCUUUAUGUCAAACCAGUGGACUUGUCUGUUUGAGAGAAAGCGGACCACAAGAUUCAAGAUCCAGGUUGGAGAAGUGAGGAGACACUUCUUGCCACUAGUAAAGUACUGUCAUGAAAGGCUUGAAUCUCACCUGGGGGUUUCUGCUGCUGCUGCUGCUUUGGACCUGGUCAGCUGUUGCUGAUGCAGCUGGCGUUGGAAGCACGGAGCGAGCCGGAGCUGGAAGAGCCCAGAGGAAAGGAGGAAGUGGCGGCAGUGGAGGAGGAGGCGCAGAAAAACGAAAGAGGUUUCACCGCAUCCAGCACGGUCAGUGCAGCUACACCUUCAUCCUGCCAGAGGCGGAUGGGUGUCAGGGUGGAGGACCGCCAUCACAGACGGAACAACACGGAGGCUCUCACAGCGGGGCAAGCGUUGUUCAGAGGGACUCUCCUCCCAUGGAUGGAGAAUGGUCGGCGCAGAAACUGCAGCACCUGGAGAGCAUAAUGGAGAACAACACGCUGUGGCUGCAGAAGUUGGAGAACUUCAUACAGAAGAGUUUAAGAAGGGAUGUCACCAGCAUUCAGACGCACGCCGUUCACAACCAAACUGCCACCAUGCUGCAGAUCGGAACGAACCUCCUCUCGCAGACGGCAGAGCAGACGCGUAAACUCAACGUGGUGGAAGCCAAGGUCCUGAACCAAACCUCUAGGAUAGAGAUCCAGCUUCUGGAGAAUUCUCUGUCCACCAACAAACUGGAAAAGGAGCUCCUAGUGCAAACCAGUGAGAUCAGUCAGCUGAGAGACAAGAACAGUUAUCUGGAGAGCAAAGUUCAGAUGUUGGAGUCUCAGCAGAAAGGAGAGCUGGAGGACAUGAGAGUGGAGAAGAACAGGCUACAGUCUGUGGUCAGGACUCAGAUGGUGGCCAUCGAGUCUCUGGAGAGGCAGCUGAAGGUCGCCACCAGCAACAACACCGCUCUGCAGAAGCAGCAGGCUCAGCUGAUGGAGUCAGUUCACACACUCAUCAACAUGGUGGCCACGACUACAGGGUCGCCUCCUCGGAGCCACAUGUGGAAGGACUGUGCAGAUGCUUAUAAGGAUGGUCACUCUGUCAGUGGUGUGUAUCACAUCUACAUCGGGAACAGGACUGAACCUGUGCAGGUGUACUGUGACAUGGAGACGAGCGGUGGAGGCUGGACAGUCUUCCAGCGGCGUUUUAACGGCAGUGUGGAUUUCCAGAGGAGCUGGAGAGAAUACAAACUGGGAUUUGGAGACGUGCUGGGAGAGCAUUGGCUGGGUAAUGAAGUUUUAUACCUGCUGACCAAUCAAGGCCAGUACUCUCUGAGGGUGGAGCUUCAAGACUGGGAGGGAACCUCUGCAUUCUCCCAGUAUGACCGGUUUACUCUGACCAGUGAGAGGCAGCAGUACAGGUUGUAUCUGAGGGGUCACAGUGGUACGGCAGGAAGGCAAAGUAGCCUGAUAACACACGGGGCUGGCUUCAGCACCAGAGAUCAUGACAACGACAACUGUGACCACUGCAAGUGUGCGCUGAUGCUCACUGGAGGUUGGUGGUUCGAUGCCUGCGGUUUCUCAAACCUAAAUGGGAUCUACUACACAGUCGGCCACAACAUCAGGAAGCUCAAUGGCAUUAAGUGGCACCACUUCAGAGGCCCCAGCUACUCCCUGCGCUCCACCUCCAUGAUGGUCCGGCCGUACGACUUCUAACAGCACCCAUCCAUCUCCGCGGAGGCUCGGCUUCUAACAACAAUCCUUCAGAGCUCAUUCUCAUCCAAAAACAACUUCCUGAUCAUCUCCAAACUAUAACAACACCGCUCAGGUUCAGCCACACGAUGGUUCAACUCCGAGACACCCUCUGGAUCCAUCAUGGUGAAGCCCUCACCUCAGUCAUAACAUUAAGGAAGGAGCUCCAACUGAUCCACCUUCAGAGACCAGAAUAGCUGUCUGGAAUAUUCCAGCUCUGGAAAAUCCCACCAGUUUUUCCAUCUGAGAUUAAAAUCUAGGGAUCACAGUAACUCCUAUUUAGGUUGUUUUUGUAGGGUAGGAGUGACGUUGCUCUUGUUUGUACUCAUCCAAACGACAAGAAGAUGGAAAUAAAUGUGACAUUUAGAGAUCGAAAGCCAAGCCAAAUCAGUUGCUUCACUUUGAUAAGAAUGCCUGCUUGUUGUUUAGAUCUUUUAACUUGGAGUCAAUCAGGAACCUUCACAGCUGCUGCAUCAGAAAAGGGGAGGCAGAUGUGUGUGUUUACUGGUCUGUUAUGAUAUCAGAGCAGGUCUUCUGUUAGGAAUUAUGAGCUCCAUUAACAUACGCAAAACACUUCCUGAGAGCCUUUUCCUGAAGGAUUCCAGUGACAGAAAGUUGUUGUUUUUUUCUAAAUCAAGAGGUCUGAUGUUUAGAAGGAAGGAACCUUUGAAAUAAUCCUCUGGAUUUUACAGAAAAACUAGCGAUGAGACCAGGAUGUGAAGUUUAGAGAUGAUGCAAAAGUUCUUUGAUGAAGAAAAUGAGAAUAGUUUGUUAAAAGAUGGUAGAAUGUGAAAUAUCUGCAGGCUUUGCUUUGGUCAAAACUCAAAAAACGUUUACAGGACAUAAACGUGUUCAUAACAUAAACAUUGGAAUAAUUAGCCUUUACGUUUGCAGUGGUCUGUAGUAGGAAUGAACGCCUUGUAAGACGUACUCUAGAGGCAUAAAACACCGAUGCACCAUUUCCUGGAACUAUAGUGUGCCACAUCAGAGCUGAGCUUCAGACGGCAGGAUUUGGAGUCUUGCUUCCUGAUAUUUGGACAUCUCAUCUCUGAAAACAGCAUUGUUGAUGUUUUAUCUCCACAAGCCUGGAGGAGUUCUGCUGUGUGGUGGAGUUGCUAAUGCUAACAGUUAGCUUCUACUAGCUGAGGCGUUCUCUGCUAUUUCCUGGAAGCUAAACCAACAACAGCCUUCCCCAUCAUCAGUCCAGAUGGGUGAGUCCAUGAAUGUUGAGAGACAGUGUGACGUAGAUCUGUCAGAAUUUUCUAAUCCUAGAGUUUUACCAUCUGUUUUCUAUCAAGCUAAUGCAGGAGAUAGGUGUAGGAGACUAUUUUCAUGUUCAGCCUGCAUGAAACACUCAGAGUGACUCAUUAGAAUCAGAAAUGAGAUUAUAAAAAAUGUCUUUAGUGCUCCACACCUUUAAAAACAUCAGUACGACCUGCUUUGUAUGAAAAUAAAAAGCUACAAGAAAGAGAGAGAAGGAGUUACAGCAACUAAACAGCUUCAGAGGUGGUGAAAACUUCUGCCUCAGGGUUUUCAAAUGUGACCUUUUCUACAUUUUCUGCUCUUGAGCCAGUCUGUAGAUGGGUAACUGUGUAAAUGCAAUGGCACCAAAGACAAAACAGAGGCUGGCAUUGUGCAUAAUGGAGGUUAAACACACUUUAAUGCAUUAGGAACAAAGAAGAGGAAGCAGAUCAACGUUGUGACGAGUUGAAGCCGCAUGGAAUCAAUCUGAUUUCAUGUGAGAACAUGAGGAGCCGCAGCUGGUGAUCUUGAGCAGAAGGAAGUGAUUCCACCCUGAUGGGCUCCUUCUGGGCUCUGGAGAUGGAGCCAAAACCAUCUUCUCGUGCAGCAAGCUGGGCUGCAUCUGAGCUGCCAGAGCAGAAGACGGACAAAUAUUUCUGCAUCUAAAGCUCUGAUUACCAGAGGACGAUGCCAGGAGAGGAAACAUUUCAAAGACUCGCUGAUAACAAAAACUUGUAAAUGACUAAAGAACAUGAGACUCUGUAGCAGAGACACUGGGUGUUGUGGUUUCACUGUCACUGAAGAAAUAAGAGCACGCGAACGCAAUUCUUUUCUGUAAGUUUUGAUGGAUUGCAUUUUUACAUGGCAACACUUACUGCACCCUAAUAGAAGGACGGAAACGAUUCAUCUGGAGGGAAACAAAUAAUUGGACAUCCAUAAAAAGCCAAAUAAAUCUUUUUGUUCUCUUGUUUCUGCUUUUCUGGACAAAGAUGGAAGACAAAAAACAUGCAGAUGUUGUAAUUUAAAGAAGUUCAGAUUCAGAAAUAAAUGUUGCUUUGAUUAUUUUCCCAAUUUGAACAA
Nothobranchius furzeri (turquoise killifish) is the source of this 5278-nucleotide messenger RNA. RefSeq names its product angiopoietin 4 (gene angpt4). The record is from RefSeq and is a predicted model, not a curated record. Lineage: Eukaryota; Metazoa; Chordata; Actinopteri; Cyprinodontiformes; Nothobranchiidae.